Messenger RNA from Phanerochaete carnosa HHB-10118-sp, 5542 nucleotides. RefSeq lists its product as uncharacterized. Gene Ontology annotation, molecular function: ATP binding; protein serine/threonine kinase activity; protein binding. Lineage: Eukaryota; Fungi; Basidiomycota; Agaricomycetes; Polyporales; Phanerochaetaceae. Gene Ontology annotation, cellular component: phosphatidylinositol 3-kinase complex, class III, type I; nucleus-vacuole junction; phosphatidylinositol 3-kinase complex, class III, type II. Bases 278 to 5353 code for a protein of 1691 amino acids. The transcript is spliced from 16 exons. The record is from RefSeq and is a predicted model, not a curated record. Gene Ontology annotation, biological process: late endosome to vacuole transport; macroautophagy; protein phosphorylation.
CGCUUAACGCAGAACCACCAUCUUCCUUACGACCUCAUGACUUAGAACUCGGGCUAUCUCGUCUCAUACUUGCACUCAUCUCGUAUAUCGCUUGUCUGAUUAUCUCCAUCUUGCUGCUGGACUUUAUUCCGGCCCUAAUAUUCACGCACGCAGCACCAUCUCUACUCUCUGACGUGAACACUCUUGAGAAUUGCUGAUUCGCGUUCGACCUUGGUGAGGUUCUUUGACCCAGAACUUUGCAGAACCAUUCAUUCUUGAGCAAAACCUCCCCUACAACAUGGGCCAUGCGCAGAGUCUCAUCCGGACUAGUGGUGCAUUGGAUUCGUUUGUAGCAGAAUUGGGCCCUGAUGUGAUCUACGAGAGGAGUAUGGGAUCCGCGCGUUUCUUAAAGACCGUCAAAUGUCGCCACAAGAAUGGAUACCUCGUGGUGAAGAUCUUCAUUAAGCCUGACCCGGGACUGAGCCUCCGGAAGUACCAUAGGAGGCUGAAAGUCGAGCGUGAUGCACUUGCGGACAUCCCCAAUGUUUACACAUACCAAUCCUUCGUCGAGACAGACAAGGCAGGAUAUCUCAUCCGGCAAUGGGUGGCAAGUAGCCUUUACGAUCGCAUAAGUACCCGACCUUUCCUCUCUCACAUCGAGAAGAAGUGGCUUGCAUACCAGUUACUCACCGCGCUGCGCGACGCUCGGAACCGCAAAGUCUCCCACGGCGACUUGAAGACGUCCAAUAUUCUCAUCACAUCCUGGAAUUGGCUCCUAGUCUCGGACUUUGCGCCGCACAAGCCUGCAUACCUCCCGCUGGACGACCCGGCCGACUUCUCAUUCUUCUUCGACACGAGCGGCCGGCGGACGUGCUACAUCGCGCCGGAGCGCUUCUAUUCCGCGGAGGAGAAUCCAGAGGCGAGCAGGCGGAGGGAGAAGGAGCGCGAGGGAGAAGGAAAGCGUGAGGGCAGGGUCACCGAGGCCAUGGACUGCUUCAGCGCAGGCUGCGUACUCGCAGAGCUGUUCCUCGAAGGCACGCCGCUCUUCUCGCUGAGCCAGCUUUUCAAGUAUCGUGCAGGGGAGCUGAAUGUUGAUGCGCAGUUGGCCGCGAUUGAUGAUGAGGGCGUGAGGGACUUGACCAAGUCGAUGAUUGCCAUUGACCCGUCGCAGAGACCGACGUUCGACAGUCUGUUGCACAACGCAAGAGGGACAGUCUUUCCAGAGAUGUUCUACUCCUUCCUGCAUAACUACGUUGCCUCCGUGAACGAACUGUCGAGCCCCUCUCCGUUCUCCUUCCCCAACCACUCACACCCUUCCACAACUGCACCCACGCCAACGAACACGACCCCUACGACCGCAAAGCCGCCAGUACUCCCUAAUGCUGCACACCCAGUGCUAUCUGGUGACGGUGACCGGCUGACAGACCAACUACCGAGCGACUCUGAUCACCGAAUGGAGCGCUUGUGGUCUGACUACGAGAGCGUAGAGCCGUAUCUGCUGCCAGCCGUGGAACUGGGAGAUCUGGCGGAUACUGUCAAAGAUCCCGUCAGGAUAGAGUUCGCGACGCCCAAUGUGGUUGGGAAACCGGUGCAGGAUAUCUUUCCCGUGGAGCUAGAGGUCCCGAAUCGGGACAGUAAACUCUUGAAGGGGUAUGGAGACGGUAGAAAGGCUGCUAAAGAGGCUGUUUCAGAUGGGCCUGCACUGAUCCUGUUAGCGCUGCUUACGGCCAACAUACGCAACUGCAAUCUGCCCUCGUCGAAGCUCAAAGCGUUGGAUGUUUGUCUCGCCCUGGCACCUCUCCUCACGGACGAGGCGAAGCUCGAUCGCAUGGUGCCCUCCAUCGUGGAACUACUUUUAGAUGAUGCUCCAGCUGUUCGUGCGGCUGCAAUUCGAACGUUGAUGCAGAUACUGAUGCUGGUGACUGUGAUUACACCCUCAAAUGCCUCCAUCUUCCCCGAGUACAUUAUCCCUGCCUUAAGCCCGCUUGUACGCGAUCCGGAGGUGUCUGUGAGAUGUAUGUAUGCACAGUGUGUAGUAGCACUUGCGGACACAGCUGUGCGAUACCUCGAAAUGGGACAGGCCCUUCGAGCGCACGGUGCGUACAAGAUUGGCGCGACGGCAGCCCUCACAGAAGGACAAGACUAUGACGAGGCGCACUUUGAGGUAUCUUACGACGCCUCAAUGCAAGAACUGCAGAACGCCGUGCAAGAGCAGCUCUCAGCCCUGCUAGUCGACCCCUCUCCUGUCGUGAAGCGGUCAAUCCUGCACAAUAUCUCCGCCCUGUGCAUCUUCCUCGGCAAGCAGCGCACGAACGACGUGCUCCUCAGCCAUAUGAUCACGUACCUCAAUGACCGUGACUGGUUGCUGCGCUACGCCUUCUUCGACUCGAUAGUCGAGGUCGCGGCAUGUGCGGGUGGAAGGAGUCUUGAAGACUACAUCCUGCCACUGAUGAUACAAGCGUUGUCUGAUAUCGAAGAGACGGUUGUCGCGAGGGUGCUGGCAUCCUUGCGGAGCUUGUGUGAGCUCGGCCUCUUCCAGAAGAUGCGCAUAUGGGAGCUGCUCAGCGCAACUCUGGCAUUCUUGUUCCACCCAAAUAUCUGGAUUAGACAAGGCGCAGCAGCGUUUAUCGCGGCCGCAGCCAAGCAUCUGCCACCAAGCGAUGUGUGGUGCAUUUUGUACCCGUCGCUUAAGCAUUUCCUGCGGUCUGACAUACAGGACGUGGACGAGCGGAGCUUGUUGCUGGCGCUUAAGCCCCCACUAUCUCGACACAUCUUCGAUGCUGCAAAAUCCUGGGCGAAGGCCGCUGACAAGUCCGUCUUCUGGAGAACGCAAAGAGCCGCAAGAUCGGAUUCUCCCAAGGACAGCUUGGCAUCGGUGAAGCCAAAUGCAGCAUCACGAUCGAAGUCUGAGGAGGAUGAUGCCCAAAUGACGAAGUUGCAGCAGCUUGGGAUGACAACAGCGGAUGAGGGCAAACUCCAUGCAAUGCGCGACUUCGUCUCGAAGCUCGCUCGUAAUAUCGCAAGUUUUGAGACUAGAGUGCGCGUCGAGCCAGAGGUUGAGGGGCUCAAGGUCUCCAGUACCAUCGAACUUCAAAAGCUUGGGGUGGUCCCACAAACAGUCUUCUUGAAGGCACCCAGCGAUAAUGCCACUGCUAUGCGAUCUGCAAAACCAAUGCUGGCUCAGCGUGCUAUAUCUGACGCAGUGCGAAGCCCUGUGCUAUCGGGAACACCUCGUUCGAACCGCACUAUGAGUGCAGACUUCAAUCUGGGCGCUCCGGGCACGCCUUUCGAGGACCUCCGACGUAGACUCGCUAUCAUUAAUGGUUCGACAACAUCUCUGUCCGUUCCACCAACAGCACGCGACGUCCGCAGUCCCACUGCUCCAGUUGCAGAGAGUCUUUCCCCCACAAGCUCGAACACCGCUGUGUCUGACGUACCACUUGAGCGUCCGAGCAGUCCAACGGACUCGGUUACCUCUGGUGCUAACUCGUCCUUCCGCACACAUCGACUGCAGAUUGGAAGCACGGACGGUCAGAAGGCACCGCCUGCAGUUGGAUCAUCGAAGGCGAAUGCCACGGGUUUGCUGGAGUCGCUUUCAAAACUGCGGGACGGCUCUCCCGAGCGUUCGGGCAGGUCGUCACCUGUCUCUGUUGCCGGUACCAUCCGAGGGGAACGUCCGCGGAUAUCCACCUCGGUGCCUAUCUCGACUUAUGACGGCCAAGAACCUGGAAUCAGUAACCUGCUCGAGCAUAUGUACCUCGAGAACAACCGCGAUCUGCACGCAGACUUUGGGCCUCGUGUGCACGAAGGGCCGGUCCGCCGGAGGAACGCUGCUCGACAUAGCUACAUGCCCCGAGAUGGCAGCAACCGCCGCCUCGAGACGGCGCUUAUUGCCAACCUCAGCUCGCAUACAGACGCGGUCACCGGUCUGUCUGUCUCGCCGGACCAUAUGUUCUUCGUCUCUGCGUCUGACGACAAGACGGUGAAGGUCUGGGACACAGCGCGGCUCGAGCGUAAUGUGACAAGCAAGCCACGGCACACGUACAACCAGCAUCAUGCACGGGUCAAAGCUAUAUGCUUCGUCGAGGCUACACAUUGCUUCGUUAGUGCGGCGGAAGAUGGAAGCGUACACGUCGUACGAGUACAUGUGAGCGGGAACCAGGGGCCAGGCGCCGGGCUGCCGAAAUAUGGGAAGUUGCAGACUAUCCGGGAGUAUCGAUUGGAUGUCCCAGGACAGUAUGUAACAUGCAUGGCUCAUUAUAACACCGCGACUGCAUCCAAUUUACUUUUCGGUACCACGCAUUCAGUCAUCACCAUCUUGGAUCUACGCACAACACGCGUGCUCCGAACGAUGGAAAACCCACGACACUAUGGUCCUAUCACAUGUCUCUGUCUCGACCGCAAGCGUACGUGGGUUGUGUGCGGCACGUCUACGGGCGUCCUGUCGCUGUGGGAUCUCCGGUUUGGCAUCCUCAUCAAGAGCUGGGAAACCGGGGCCGCGGCGCGAGGCAUGUCGGCGUGCAUACACCAAUGCGUCGUGCAUCCGACGAAGGGCAAGGGUAGAUGGGUCGUUGUCGCUCUCGAGGGUGCAAAGAGUGCGAGAAGCGUCGGUGCCGGAGGCACAGUGCCUGAGGUGACAACUCUUGUCGAAGUCUGGGACAUCGAGAAGUCGGCGCUCGUCGAGACAUUCGUGACGCGUUCUGCGCCUGUGCCCUCCGCGCUUAUGCCACAGCCGCAAGAAGUCACAGCGCAGAGCGCGGAAGCAAGCCCCGCAGCCGCCAUCGCGGCGCUCGUGCGUGCGCGGCAAGACGGCACGAGCGCCCCCGCCGAUUUCGUGUCGUCGCGGCGGAGGGGCAGCGGCGCGGCACCGAUCCCCAUGCCUGUGGAGGCGCCGUCGCCGGACGUCCACGCGCUCGUGCUCGGCUCCGAGUUCGGCGGCCAUGGUGCGUUGUACCGCUCCCCAAUGGCAGAGCUCGACAACGGCUCGCUGGGGCGCGGCGCCGGGCGCGGGUUCAUGCUCUGUGGGUCCGAAGACCGCAGGAUCCGGCUGUGGGAUUUGGAGAAGACAGAGCGCUCAGCGGUGCUCAGCGGGCCUGACGCAGAGAGCGAAAAGCCGGUGUACAGCGCCGUGCAGUCGGACGGCGGGUCGGCGUUGGCGUAUGUCGAAACGUGGGUCAGCUCGCCGAGCGCAAGCCAAGCCAGCCGCCCGCCGCAGCGGCUGUCACUCAUCAACCACAGCCAGCAGAACCUAUUAAAGGCCCACCAAGACACCAUCAACGCCCUCGUGUGCAUCGACUCGCCCUUUCGCGGAGGCAUUGUCAGCGGCGACCGCGCGGGCAUAAUCAAGGUGUGGCGAGUCGAGAGUGCCGAGUGAUAUGAUACCCCUGCGAAUAUCUAGAUAGAUACUGUAACAGCACCACGUUGUCCUUGGAAUGUAGUCAUUAUAAGUGCUAAAAUUGCAAAGAUCCUGGGAAAGACCCUGAGAAGACCGAAUGAUACACGGAAGCUGAGUAGUGGUGUUGGUACAACAGGAGAUGGAAGGAAAGGGGUGAUGGUGAUUAAC